Molecule: messenger RNA, 399 nt
Organism: Ipomoea nil (Japanese morning glory)
Lineage: Eukaryota; Viridiplantae; Streptophyta; Magnoliopsida; Solanales; Convolvulaceae
Exons: 4
Coding region: 34-399 (121 amino acids)
Source: RefSeq, a predicted model, not a curated record
GCCAUUUUUUUUCCCUAAUGAAACUGGGGACAAAUGGCGGGCAAGAAGAGCAAGAAGAACAAGAAGAACAAGAAGAACAAUAAGGAAUUCACUGUCUGGGUGAAAUGUAUGGAGAUUCCGAACGAGAGUAGCUUCGCCAGAUACGGAGAUGAAGAUCGUCGGCGUCGACUUGAUGUGAUUCAAAAUAUGAUGGACUAUCUGGGUGAAGUGUACGGAGAUCCCGAACGACAGAAGCAAGCACUUGGCGAUUGUGCGGCAACCAUAGAAGCAUAUGCAGAGUAUGCUGAGGCCAUUACUGGUGAGCAGUAUAUCUUUAAUUUGCAAUCUAAAUAUUCAUCUGAUGACAUAGUAGCGGUGGAUACCUUUGUUGACGAAUCAAUGAGUUUGUUGAUAAACUGA